Molecule: messenger RNA, 768 nt
Organism: Eucalyptus grandis
Lineage: Eukaryota; Viridiplantae; Streptophyta; Magnoliopsida; Myrtales; Myrtaceae
Exons: 3
Coding region: 42-380 (112 amino acids)
Biological process (GO): regulation of ubiquitin-dependent protein catabolic process
Molecular function (GO): protein binding
Source: RefSeq, a predicted model, not a curated record
CGGCGGCGAAGCUCAAGGUGGCCGGCACGUGGUCCGGCGCGAUGGAGGUCGAGCUGGACGGCUGGACUGUCCCGAUGCUGCGGGAGGAGGUGGCGCGGCGAUCGGGCCUGAGCCCGGACUCGAUCAACCUGAUCUGCGGGGGAAAGGCGCUGAAGGACGGCGACGGGGCGGCGAAGUUGAGCGAGCUCGGCGUCAGGGGCAACGCCAAGAUACUCUCGACCCGCGUCUGCGUUGACCAGGGCAAGUCGCUCAAGGAAGAGGCCAUGGCCGAGGACGAGCGGUCCCGCAGGGUCACUCGGGUCAAAGCAGCUGCCACUGCACUGGCUAAUAGACAUGCAGAUGGGUCAUUGCCACUUGAAGACUUGCAACAUAGAACUUGAAGAUCAGAGUGGAAAGAAAGUAAAUGUGGGAUCUGAAACUGAUCAGAGGGCUGUGAUGAUGGGUUUUAUGCUUCACUCAAAUGCAAAGCAACUAAUAAGGAGGCAAAAGUAUGAAGAUGCAUUGGAAGUUCUUGCUAUGGGUGAGGUCAGUUGCUGGUGCUCUGUGAUAACCUUUGAUAAUCUAAGCAUUUUUGGCUUUAUAAAGUAGCAAGCUCAAUGCAUUUUGUUCUGUAACAUCAUAAUGUGGGAAUUGAGAUGUAAAGUAUUGUGAGGGAUGCCAUUUUGUAAAAGAGCUUACCAACUCUUCAGAUCAAUAGGUGGCUGCAUAUACUAAAAAAGAGCUGUGCCACUUAGUCCUUGUCCAAUUUUAUACAUGCGAUAUUUAGAA